This is a messenger RNA of Lucilia cuprina (Australian sheep blowfly), 781 nucleotides long. RefSeq names its product mitochondrial import receptor subunit TOM22 homolog (gene mge). NCBI's taxonomy places the organism in Eukaryota, Metazoa, Arthropoda, Insecta, Diptera, Calliphoridae. Gene Ontology annotation, cellular component: mitochondrial outer membrane. Gene Ontology annotation, biological process: intracellular protein transport. The transcript has 4 exons. The record is from RefSeq and is a predicted model, not a curated record. Bases 205 to 693 code for a protein of 162 amino acids.
UGUCUUCUUUUUGUAAGAAAAUUAUACAGAAAAGUCGUGUGUUGCGCAAAAUAAAAAAUCUAUAGAAAUUUUAUUAAAAAUUUAGUGAAAAUUCGUGUAAAAUCGAAAAGCAACCACAAAACUUAAUUUGUUUUAAUAAUUUAUUAAGAAAAACUAAAGUGUUUUUGUACGUAACGCGUUGGAAAACGAAAUUGUAACAUAAAAAUGGAUACCGUAAAGAUUGAAGAUUUGGUAGACUCCGAUCCCGAUAUCGAGUUUAUCGAAAAAGAUAGCGGCAUGUCUUCACUAGGCGGUAGCAAGGAUGAAACACCUGAAAGAAAGACCACCACAACUGUAGCCACUACCAAUGACAAAGAUAAUAAAAAUGAAGAAAAUUACGAUGAUGAACCCGAUGAGACCUUGGUUGAACGUCUUAUUGGUUUAACAGAAAUGUUCCCACAACCAGUACGUGAUUUUACCAGUUUAUUGGUAGAUGGAACCAUAAGCAGUGUUAAGGGUCUCUAUAAAUUCACUUGCAAUGCAUCAUGGAUUUUCUUUACCAGUUCGGUGAUUCUAUUUGCACCCGUUGUCUUCGAAACAGAACGUGCCCAAAUGGAGGAAAUGCAAAAAACACAACAGAAACAGGUAUUAUUAGGACCUGGUUCUGCAAUGUCAGCUGUUGGUGCUCCACCAGAAUUGCCAUUAAUACGAUAAGCUUAUUCUGUAAACAAAAACAUUACAAAAAAAAACUCUAUAUUAUAGAAACAAAAAUAAAACAAAGAAAUUUAUUAAUUAAUAAAAA